Cladocopium goreaui is the source of this 1683-nucleotide messenger RNA. The record is from the annotation of a GenBank genome assembly. NCBI's taxonomy places the organism in Eukaryota, Dinophyceae, Suessiales, Symbiodiniaceae.
AUGGCUACUGCCACUCUACCACAGCAGGCGCCACAGUCGCAGCAAGAACGCGACAGAAACAUGGCGGAGAACAAACAGCAGGCAGGACAGAUCAUGCAGAAGAUGCAAAGUCACAUCGCCAGCUUGCAAGAGCAGCCAUUGCGCUUGUCGUCUUUGAUGAACAUUAACCUGCCCUUGCACUGCACCGAUGACACAUUGGAGGCAGUGGCAGCUUUGUGGAACAUCGACAAAGAUCACGACUUGCGCAAGACCUUGCGGGGGGUUCGCCGCUGGGCGAUGAACCUGCAGAACAUGCCAGGGAGUGAGGACACCUUCAGCAACAUGGUGAAGCAAGUCUUCAAGAUGCUGUCGACGCAAUUCCACAAGCCCGAGAUGAUGCAAACGCCACCAGACUGUGUGUCUGUUUUGCACGUGGUGACUGAAGUUCUGCUGUGCACUCUGGACUAUUUGGGCACAACUCCGCCCUUCAAGAAGCUGUUGUCGGACACCCUGGUGACACGUUUGGACGACAUGGAAUCCAACGGCUAUCUGCAACUGGAUGUUGUGGCCGGCAUCCUUCGAUACCGCUUGGUGCAAGUUGCUGAAAUUGACAGGAUGAUGUCCCGCUGGAUGGAUGGCCGACGACCGGGACCUGGAGGUCAGACGCAGGUCAAUGUGCCGGCUGCAGACUUCGUGAUCCUGGUCUUGCAGCGCUGUUGUUUGGAACACCGAACCCAUUUCGGCAAAGACUUCCAGAAAUGUGGAGAGAUCAUCACCAAGCAAGCAGAGCGUCGCCGGAGACUGAAUCAGCAGCAGCAACAGGCGAUGUCGUCUCAGGAGCUUCAACUGCUGACCCAAGCAGAUAUUUUCGUGGAGAAACUCAAUGCACAGACGUCGCAGGGAGAGGAAGACUACAUGCCCCUGGCCAAUCGGCAGCCGCGUUUGAUGGUCACGGCCGUCUGGCAGCAGAAAGAAACCGAAGAGAACAAACAGAAGGCACAGUUUGAUGCAGAUACUGUGUCUAAGCAACUUCAUGAAUGGCACUCGCUUGUGCAGGCUGACGGGCAACACCCUCCAUCCCUGGACCACAUGGGCCAUACCCAGAAUCGGCAAGUGGGAGGGCUCUUGCAGAAAAUCAUCGGCAUGUUGUUCAGUCCGAACCACUCCAGCGAGGAAACCGUGGAGCUUUUCUUCAGAUAUGGUGUGGAGUACACUGUGAAGUACGCUCAGCAGAAGUUGGAGGAAGCCGAGCAGGCCCCGGGUCACAAAGGGCCGUCGGAUUUCGGAUUUGUGGAUUCCUUCAGCUAUUUGGUCGUCUCCUUACUGAAGAAGCCUAGUGAAGCUCUGGGCCGUUUCAUCGAUUGGCCCAUCAAUCUCACCACGCAGGCCGUUGGGAUCCUGAAAUGUGCGCUGCAAGCCAUUCACAAGGCCUUGGCUGCCACGGCCAAAGCGCAGGAAACCAGGUUCAACCAACGUGUUUGGCACCGCAUUCUCAUGAACAUCCUCCUUGACACUGCCCAUUGCCCAACGCCGGAGGCCUCGAGGCCCACAGACCUCAGUCAGCAGUACAAUUGGAAGAUCUUGCAGCUGAUCUCGGACACUUUCCUGGCCUUGAACCCCAUGCGGGUGCCGGCCUUUUGCUUCAGUUGGUUGGACCUCAUCAGCCACAAGCAGUUCAUGACGGGGAGCCCGGCGCGACAAUGA